AUGGAAGCUGCACAACAGGGAAACAUGAGAGAAGCGGCUCUUUCAGAGGGGAGCCCCUCGGCUGAAUCGUCCGAGGGUGCAGCUGCGUCUGGAUCUGUAUCUGUAUCUGCACCGGCACCUGCAGCCGCAUCUGCACCCCCACAAUCAGAUAGCAACAACAAUUUGUCUAACAUCAUGCCUCCAGACUUAACAGGGAGUUCUAUGCUUUCAGCUAGGGUGGCACAGUCACGCCAUUUUGCAGGAAACACACCGGGAAACAUGGCAAACCAGGUUGACAACACUCUGCUAUUUUCUCCGCCAAACACACAAUUAUCCAGCUCUUUCCUCAACAUUAAUGCAAUGGCCAAUGACAGUGCUUCUCUCUUUGACAGCACACUGGGAACAGCAGCUACGAAGGACUUAGGAUCGGGUUCCAGCAGCCACUUGUACAACAACGGGAACCUCAACAUGCCUCCAAUAGAUUUCUUACAUAUUGAUGACGACGAUGAUUUGAAUAACUACAAUACUACCUUUAACGAUAUAACUAACGACAUGACUAACGACAAUCAAUCUAUGAAGAAUGAGAUGAAUAAUGACAACAUCAACCAAGACAAUAAUAACAAUAACAACACCCUAAGCGUCGGCAAUAUCAGCUACAAAAAUAACAACAACAAUACAACUGCUACUACAGGUCAAAUCACUAAUCCUAAUAAUGCUGAUAAUAAUGAUAAUAAUAAUAAUAAUAAUGGUAAUAAUGUUAAUAAUGACAGCAGCAAAAAUAACGUCAAUAUCAAUGAUGGGUCUGCUAGAGGUGCUUUAGAUUCAGUGACCAUACAACGCCCAACUCUGACUGGGUCUACAAAUAACAGCAUGAGCUCUAACUGGAUGUCUACUCAGAAUUUAGUGACCUCUCUAAAUGUGGACCCUUGGAUCCAAGAACAAGCGCAAGUGUCUCCUAACUUGAAUUUCCACCAAUAUCAAAUAGGUGGGAUGUCUUCACACUCAACUGGUAACCAUUCGAAUAUGCCGACAAAUUUAAGUAUGUUGACUUCUUCAGGAUUUGGUACUACACACAUAUCACAACAGCAACAGUCUAGACAACCGCAUUCUUAUAUGAAGAACCCAUCACCAUUAAUUGGUACGGAGAACUUGAAUACAAAUAACUACGGCCAUUUCAUGGCGCUUGGCCAAAAUUAUUCCCUCUACAAUGGCCAAACGAGCAAUGCGACCUCUGCAACACCGUCUAUGAAGAACGGAACUUCCAACAGGCUGCAAUCCAACAAUAAUGAAGAGGAUGAAUUAAUUCCAACUGCUAUCGUUAUCAAGAAUAUCCCCUUUGCCAUUAAGAAGGAACAGUUACUGGAUAUUAUGUCAAAGUUAAAUUUACCACUGCCUUACGCUUUCAAUUAUCACUUUGAUAACGGUGUUUUCAGAGGCUUGGCUUUUGCUAAUUUCAACUCCAUAGAGGAAACUGCCAUGGUAGUCUCGGUGAUGAACGGUAGAGAAAUUGAUGGCCGUAAAUUACGAGUUGAAUAUAAAAAGAUGUUACCUGCUCAGGAGAGAGAAAGAAUUGAACGUGAGAAGAAAGAAAAAAGAUGUCAGUUGGAGGAACAACACAGAAAUGCGUCUUCCACUUCUUUGGCUUCUGUAUUUUCCGCUUCGUCAGCUCCUCCGGUUAGUAAGAAUAAUAAUAAUAAUGCUGCAACUAAUAACAACAUCACCAUUCAUCAAUCCCAGUCAACGACUAACAUUGUAGAUCAUCCUGGUGCUCAAGGUAGUAGCUUGAAUGAUAAUGAACAGAAUGAUAGAAGCUUGGUUAUUUUCCCCCCUGUUGAUGAGUUACCAACUCCACCUUCAAAUAUGGAUUUCAACAAUCCAGAAGUGUUGGAAUUAUAUACUAGAUUGGUUCUUUUUAGGGAAGAUGCGAACUCAUCCGCUUUAACAUUCUCCGCAAUCAGUCUAAGUAAUGAUGGAAAAAGGUAUGUCAAGAAUCUGUGCCAAUUCUUGAGUUUAGAUGAAUCAACCGAUAAUAGUACAGUGAGCGUGCGCAAAAAAUCAACAGGCCAAUCUACUAGAACCUCCCCAACAGGCAACCAGAAUAAUCAAUUGAAUCUUCAACAACCGUCUUUGAUGAGGUCGCAUUCUCAAAACUUAGUUAACUCUAAUCCAGGUCUAUCUUUCACUAGUAAUAGAUAUAGACAACACACCCCUAGAUCGGUAUCUCAAAAUCUUCAAAGUGGCAUGAAUAAUUUAGGCUUAAGUGUAAAUCUUCCAACUACUCAAACAAGUUUACAACAACAACUGCAGCCUCAAAGCCAACACCAAGCCAGUCAGUUGCAUCACUCUUCGUCUGCUGCGUCUCUUACGCUCUUACGUAGUAAGGCUGGCCUGACGGCACCGGCAACUCCUAUUUCUAGUAGGCAAUCAACUUUUCCGCAAAAUUCAGGAUUGUCAGUGUUUAACUCAAACCUUAGUAUGCUAAGCAAUAUGGGCAAUAUCAAUAACAUGAACAAUAUUAGUAAUAUGAACAAUAUUAAUAAUAUGAAUAAUGUAAACAAUAUGUUAGGAUAUAGCAGUUACAAUGGUUACAACGGGUAUAAUCAGGCACAGGUAACAGGUGGUUCUAAUAUAAGUAUGUCUUCGAAUAGAGGUGUGGACCAACUGACACAAGGUGUGGAAUACUUGCAUUUUGAUACACAAUCCCAACCACAACAGCAGCAACCACAUCAACAACAGCAGAAUUAG
This is a messenger RNA of Pichia kudriavzevii, 2724 nucleotides long. RefSeq lists its product as uncharacterized. Lineage: Eukaryota; Fungi; Ascomycota; Pichiomycetes; Pichiales; Pichiaceae. The transcript has a single exon. Bases 1 to 2724 code for a protein of 907 amino acids. The record is from RefSeq and is a predicted model, not a curated record. Gene Ontology annotation, molecular function: RNA binding.